Gymnodraco acuticeps is the source of this 897-nucleotide messenger RNA. Its product is annotated as GTPase IMAP family member 4-like. Lineage: Eukaryota; Metazoa; Chordata; Actinopteri; Perciformes; Bathydraconidae. Gene Ontology annotation, molecular function: GTP binding. The transcript has 2 exons. Bases 73 to 897 code for a protein of 274 amino acids. The record is from RefSeq and is a predicted model, not a curated record.
GGAGCUGUUGCUGCAGACUAACUUCACUUCCUCAGCUCAGCAGCAGACCAGCUCCUCCCUCCAGAACCAACUAUGGCCAGCAAACUUGCCCAAAAUGCCUGCCAAUCAAACACAUACAAUAACGAUGUACUCCGGAUUGUGAUGGUGGGGAAGACCGGAGCUGGGAAGAGCACCACAGGAAACACCAUUCUGGGAAAAGAGUUCUUUAAAUCAGAGUUCUCUUUUAAAUCCUUGACUGUAAACUGUGAAAAGGUCUGUGGUGAAGUUGAUGGACAAAAAGUUGCUGUUAUUGACACUCCUGGUCUGUUUGACACCAAGAUUGAUGAAAAGACGACCAGAAAGAACAUUUGUAAGAGCAUUUCAUUUGCUUCUCCUGGACCCCAUGUCUUCCUGAUCGUCAUCAAAGUGGGCAGAUUCACAGAGGAAGAAAAGCAGACAGUGCAGAAGAUUCAGGAAAUCUUUGGAAAGGAAGCCGACAGAUACAGCAUGGUUCUCUUUACCCACGGUGAUCUGCUCAAAGGGAAACCUAUCGAAGAGUUAUUGGAGCAAAGUGAAGAGCUGCGGGAACUGGUGGCCAGAUGUAAAGGGCAGUACCACGUCUUCAAUAAUGAGGAGGAGGAUCGUUCUCAGGUCAGAGAGCUGCUCGACAAGAUCAGAAAUAUAGCAGUGAAGAACGGAGGAAGCCAUUACACCACUGAAAUGUUCCAGAAGGCAGAGAGGGCCAUAGAAGAGGAGAAACAGAGAAUCCUUAAACAGAAAGAAGACGAAAUACGCAAACAGGAAGAGGAAAUGGCAAAAAAGUAUGAGAAACAAUUAAAUGAAGCCAAAGAUGACAUGGAGAGGAUGCAAAAUCUAAAAGAAGCUAGUGAAAGAGAAAUGGAGGGGAGAGUUGGAUAA